AUAGUAACCCCAUAGGCCGCAACUCUUUGAGUUCUCCCUCUCAUCAACUCCGCCAAUAUCAAUCUACACAAAAAUCGAAAAUACUUCAACUGAGCACAAAUCAGUGAAUCCAGUGAUUCUGAAAUUCAUUUUUCUGGAUGGCGGUUGUGGAACCUUCCUCCUCAUUGGAGAUUUUAGUAAGAGGACCAGAAGGUUUUUUUAUUUGGAAUGGACCUCCUUUCCCGAGCGGUGAACCUGGUGUCAAGCUGGAUAGGGUUCCUUGUACCAGUGCAAAGUUCAGUGAUGAUGGGUCCAAACUUAUGGUUACGAAAUUAGACUCUGUAAUUAGCAUCUUUGAUUGCAAAACCUUGACAGAGAUUAGGUCCUUUGAUGUCCCAAAUGUUCUUGCAGCUGUCAUCUCUCCUUGCGGGACUUAUCUUCAAACCUUCCAAAAAUGUUCAUCUCCUCAGCAUAAGAACGUAGUCUUGUGGAAGAUAGAAAAUGGUGAAUCUGCUUACCAACUCUUCCAGAAAAAUAUGACUAAAGUUACAUGGCCUUCAGUACAUUUCAGCUCUGACGAAACUGGUGCAUGUCGAUUGGCAACAAAUGAGAUCCAAUUUUUUGAUCCUAGGGAUUUCUCGAAGGGAUUCGUUAAUCGGCUUCGAGUUCCUGGGGUUGCUGCAUUGGAGCUUUCUAAAGCCCCUGGAUCAUAUGUGGCUGCAUUUGUUCCAGAAUCUAAGGGAAUGCCAGCCAGUGUUCAGAUAUAUGCUUGUGGAAAGGACUUACAAAGUCAACCUGUUGCUCGACGUAGCUUCUUCAGGUGCUCAACUGUGCAACUGAGCUGGAACUCUGGUUCUACAGGGCUCCUAGUGGUGGUCCAAUCAGAUGUUGAUAAAACAAACCAGAGUUACUAUGGAGAAUCAAAGUUGAACUACUUGACUACUGAUGGGGCCCAUGAAGGGCUUGUGCCUCUUCGUAAAGAAGGCCCUAUUCAUGAUGUUCAAUGGUCCUAUUCGGGUAAAGAAUUUGCAGUUGUUUAUGGAUUUAUGCCUGCUAUGGCCACGGUUUUUGACAAGAAGUGCAAUCCUCUACUUGAGCUUGGAACAGGCCCAUACAACACUAUCAGAUGGAAUCCAUUGGGAAACUUUAUAUGCUUGGCAGGCUUUGGUAACUUACCAGGAGACAUGGCAUUCUGGGACUACAGGGAAAAGAAGCAACUUGGAACUACAAGGGCUGAAUUGUCAGUGACAAGUGAAUGGUCUCCUGAUGGUCGAUACUUUAUGACUGCCACAACAGCUCCACGCCUUCAAGUUGAUAAUGGGGUUAAAGUCUUUCACCACAAUGGAUCAUUAUACUUCAAGAAGAUGUUUGAUAGAUUGUAUCAGGUUGAUUGGAAGCCAGAAUCAGUUGAAAAAUUUGGUGACAUUGAAGACCUUGUGAAGGCAGUUGGCUCGGUGAAAAUAGAUGAAGCUAAAGUGCCAGGGAAAGGAUCAAAAGCUACCCAGGCCGUUCCAAAAGCUACACAGGCUGUUUCAAAAGCUGCUCAGGCCGUUCCAAAAGCUACACCUGCCAAUCCUCCUGCAGCAAAACCUGCUGCUUAUCGUCCACCUCAUGCCAAGGCCGCUGCUGUAGUUCAAGCAGAGUUAUUUGGAGGAAGUCCUUCAGGGGAGCUUAGCAAGAAUGCAUUGAAAAACAAGAAAAAACGGGAGAAGAAAAAGCAAGCUGAGGCUGCAUCUGCAGCCGGAGGUUCAUGAU
Molecule: messenger RNA, 1734 nt
Organism: Solanum verrucosum
Lineage: Eukaryota; Viridiplantae; Streptophyta; Magnoliopsida; Solanales; Solanaceae
Exons: 13
Coding region: 138-1733 (531 amino acids)
Biological process (GO): translational initiation
Cellular component (GO): cytosolic small ribosomal subunit
Molecular function (GO): protein binding; tRNA binding; translation initiation factor activity
Source: RefSeq, a predicted model, not a curated record